AUGGCAAAAUCACAGAAGCGUCGAGGUCCACUACGCGAUCCCAAAAGCACGGUCAAAAUAGCAUGCGCUUACAAGCACUGUCGCUGCUCUCGUGAUGUGAAGAACGUGAGCGCAAGCCUCCGCCUGACGAAGACAGAAGCGAAAGCCUCUCAGUGCCGGGCUGUCCGGUCGCACUGCGCGGAACUCCGGUUCUGUUGCGAGGCGCACCUUCGUAUUUGCAAAGCUGAGGCUAAGUCGACGCAGCAAGGGCCGCGCGAGGUAUUGGACGAGUCACAACUACCUCACUUCUUUCAGGCUUGCCUACGUGCAGGCUACCCCUGGCUGGCAGUGCUGACCCUGCUGCAGACAAUGCUGGCAGAAAGAGCAGACUGCGCUCGACAAAUUCAAGUGUCAUGGUUUCGGGACUUGGAUUAUAGCCUGGGCAAGCCUGCACAGAUCAGGAUUCAGAAAGUCAAUCGCAAAACAGUUUGCAGAACGACCCCUCUGGCGAAAGACUUCGCCCAUGCUUUGUUCGAUUGGAUGCAUCAUGAGCCUCUGAAAGGAGCUGGUCAGACGCAAUGGCCCUACCAGGGACAAGACCUAUCUCUCCGCGAGGUGUACCUCUUCCCAGGCAUGGUGACUCGAGGCCGGAACCACGGCCAGCGUGACUGGAGGCGACCAGUCUCGGAGCGAGGCUACCUGAAGGCAAUCUCUGUGGUGGCUAUGCUGCUGGAGAGGGAACGUCGACUAUCUAGCGGUGGCCAUGUUAUGGAAGGCGUGGACUUACGGAAGCUUGGCACUCACACCUUCAAAGCAAGUGGGAUUACUCUCAUGAGGGAGCUUGGGCAUGCUCCUCAAGUCGUCUCGGCCAUUGCCGCGACAUCAAUUGAGACCAUUGACCGCUACUAUGACAGACCUACGCCAAAACGGCAACGAAGGUGUGUCGAGGACUCCUUCGCCCAAGUCUUCUCCCAUCCUACUGGAACAUCGGCUGCAAGAACAGAUUCCAAGCCCGCCUUGUCAGCCUCCGUGGCAGUGGACGGAAGAGUCCUGCCACCGAAGAGGGCAAAGUUCUGCUCUGAAUGUGGGAAGAAACGCCUCUGCGAAGAACACCUUUACUGCCCUUUCUGCCGCAACACAUAUGACACUUGA
This is a messenger RNA of Symbiodinium sp. CCMP2592, 1131 nucleotides long. The record is from the annotation of a GenBank genome assembly. NCBI's taxonomy places the organism in Eukaryota, Dinophyceae, Suessiales, Symbiodiniaceae.